Molecule: messenger RNA, 1509 nt
Organism: Ilyonectria robusta
Lineage: Eukaryota; Fungi; Ascomycota; Sordariomycetes; Hypocreales; Nectriaceae
Product: general substrate transporter
Exons: 2
Coding region: 1-1509 (502 amino acids)
Biological process (GO): transmembrane transport; carbohydrate transport
Cellular component (GO): membrane
Molecular function (GO): carbohydrate:proton symporter activity
Source: RefSeq, a predicted model, not a curated record
AUGGGCCUCUUCAAAAAGCACAGCGACGAGGGAGAGAAAAUUCCCCUGGGCAAAGCUAUCCGACAAUACCCCAAGAUUGUAGGAUAUUGCCUCGCUCUCACCAUCGUUGUUGUGGGAUGGGGUUACGACCUGGUCGUCGUCGGCUCUAUCACCGCCGUCGACUCCUUCCAAGAGGAUUAUGGCGAGCGGUACAAAGGCGACUUGAUUAUUCCGAGCCCGUGGCUAUCUCUGUGGCUUGCCGCCACGCCGCUGGGAAUGGCGAUAGGAUCUCUUUUCGCCGGGUGGUUUCAAGAUCGCGUCGGCCGCAAGAUGAGCCUCCUGCUUGGAAGCAUCAUCUCAGCAAUCGGUGCCGUUGUCAUCUUCGUCUCGUACUUACCGCCCAACAUGGAAACAAAACGAGUCUUGUUUUUUGUUGGCAAGGUGGUUCAAGGAUUUUCAGUCGGCAUCCUCAAAGUCACAGCCAUGACAUACAUAUCAGAGACGGCACCAGUCGCCCUGCGUGGAUCUACCAUGGCGCUAAUCCCGACCGGAAAUCUGACGGGGCAGCUCAUUGGAUCUAUUGUCAUUUACUUAGUAAAUGACAUAAAAGGAAGCUCCGGCUACUUGGGCGCCUUUGGAUCUCAAUUCAUCUUUGCCGUGGCCCCAUUUGCCUUGUCCAUCUUCAUGCCCGAGAGCCCAGCGUAUCUGGAAGAACAAGGCAAGACGGACAAGGCUAUCAAGGCGGCUCAGAGACUUUACGCACCUAAGGCUGAUCCUUUUCGGGCGUUGGAGAAGAUUCGAGAGAGCAUCGCAGAGGAAAAGGCUCUGGUCGCAGAAGCCAGUUUUAUUGCCUGCUUCAAGGGCACGCAUCGGAGGAGAACAUGGAUUGUCAUCAUGGCGAACCUCUUUCCAGCGAUGUUUGGUUUGGACCUUCUUGGAAAGUCCAGUUACUUUUUGCAAACAAUCGGCAUGGAGUCAAGCACCAGUCUCAUGAUUCUCAUCGGUGGUAUCGUGGCCGGUAUGAUUGCUAACGGGAUUGGUAUUUGGAUCAUGUCGCGGGCUGGUCGAAGGGUAACAACCAUUACCUCUUUAAUAGCUGCAACUGUCCUUUGGGGAGCAAUGGGCGUCUCUGGAUUCUGGAAGGGGUCGGACGUCGCCUACUUUACGGCUGGCUGCCUGAUCGCCAUCAUCGUGAUCUGCGGAAUGGGAUGCUGGCCCGCCGGCUAUGCCAUCAUGGGCGAGACAAGCUCGUUAAGGCUGCGAGCAAAGACGCAAGCAAUUGGAGGCGUGGCCCAGCAAGCCUCCUCUGUGCUCAUGAGCUUCGUUCUUCCAUACGUCUUUAACCCGGAUGCUGGAAACCUUGGGGCCAAGACCGGUUUUGUAUACCUUGGCUUGUGUUCAAUGGCAGUUGGAAUUUGCUGGGUUUUCCUUCCGGAGAUGAAAGGGAGGACUCUCAUGGAGAUUGAUCAGAUGUUCCAUCUUAGGUUGCCUGCGCGACAGUUUAAGAAAUGGCGGAAUGAGGCGGUUUGA